This is a messenger RNA of Arvicanthis niloticus (Nile rat), 949 nucleotides long. The record is from RefSeq and is a predicted model, not a curated record. NCBI's taxonomy places the organism in Eukaryota, Metazoa, Chordata, Mammalia, Rodentia, Muridae.
UAGCCACACCAGGGAAGCUGUGGCAUCAGGAAGCUGGUGGUGGCUUUGCUGAAGAAUAUCUGAAAAAGAGGCAGUUCCUGGUGACAUUCACAUGCUGGAUAGCUAGGAGCAGCAUUUACUGGGUGUGAGAAAAUGGGGCAAAAGGCCUCACAGCAGGUAACUCCGAAAAACACUCAAGAGGUUCUCAUCAUGUGUGAGGUGGUCAGUGCGGCUGUUUCCUAUGCAUCGCAGAAGCUGAAGGAGUACCUUGGGUUUGAGUAUCCGCUGAGCAGACUCUGCCUCGCAGCAAGUUCACUGACUGAGAUCUUCCUCGUCCACUUCAUUACUUUUUGUCAGGAAAGGGGAGCUGAUGAGUGGCUCACCACCACCAAGAUGACCAAGCACCAGGCCUUCCUGUUUGGAGCAGACUGGAUUUGGACCUUCUGGGGGCCUGAUAAGCAAAUACGGCUUCAGGUGGCAGUGCAGACCCUGAGGAUGGCUUCUCUCCCUCUGAGGGACCCAAAAUCCUGUGAGUCAAGGGAAGAGGAGUCUUGGAAAAAGGGCAGAUUUGACAAGCUGGAAGAGUUCUGUAACUUGGUAGGAGAGGACUGUCUGGGUCUGUUUAUCAUCUUCGGUGUGCCUGGAGAACCUAAAGCCAUCAGGGGCGUUGUCCUGGAGAGCCUCAGAAACGGGAUGGUGGAGAGCCAGCUGCCAGGACGUGAGGCUAUGGAGCAGUUUGUGCUGGAAACAGAAGACUGUGUCUCCAUCAAAGAGCUGCUGGGGAACUGUCUGAGUAAAAGAGAUGGGCUGAGUGACAUGGGCAGGGUUUACAUCCACAUUCUCUAAACUGGGCAUGUUGCUGUGACUGGCCUGUAAGGUAGACUAGGACGACCCUCAGCACAGGGUUAUCCACCCUCUACAUUGACUGAAAGUGAUCACCUGGGUCAAAACCUGCUAGUGUCACAAUUAC